Ylistrum balloti is the source of this 1653-nucleotide messenger RNA. Its product is annotated as alpha-1,6-mannosyl-glycoprotein 4-beta-N-acetylglucosaminyltransferase-like. The transcript is spliced from 5 exons. Gene Ontology annotation, molecular function: acetylglucosaminyltransferase activity. Gene Ontology annotation, biological process: protein N-linked glycosylation. NCBI's taxonomy places the organism in Eukaryota, Metazoa, Mollusca, Bivalvia, Pectinida, Pectinidae. The record is from RefSeq and is a predicted model, not a curated record. The coding region runs from base 1 to 1653 and encodes 550 amino acids.
AUGAAACCGAGUGAGGCUAGUAUCAUUAACAGCAGUCAACCGACUACCAAGGAUGGACGGAAACAAGGAGUUCACACAGCCAAGAUUCGAGUUAAGAAGAUAUACAGUGAUCCAUGUAGCUCAUGCUGUACACAAACUGGGAAGUGUGUAAACUAUGCGUGCGACAUGGCCUGGUGUCGGGUGAGAAGACCUGUCCGUAAACAAGUGCUGUACACUGGAAUCUUACUAGUGACAACAAGUGUUGUCAUUCAACUUCUAAAUUAUUCAAACGUCAGCAUCCAUGAAAACCUCCAGGGGAUAAGGAAAGAAACGUCUAUCGGAUUGGGCAUCACCAGAGGUUGGAAUAAAAGGGGAAGUUUGGAGGAUGAUGGAGGAGGAAACCGACAAUCCAGUUUUGAAAGAUUUCAAGUCAAUCCAUCCAUUCCCAUGCGGAUAAACCGACAGGGAGCGUUACUAUUUGGUCGCUUUCGGAAUUACACAAGUUACUUGACAAUCGGUAUACCCUCCGUGGAGAGAGAAGGUGUUGACUAUCUGGAGGACACUAUUAUCUCCCUUGUAAAGAACACACAGGUGAAGGAGCGUAAGGAGGUCAUUAUCCUUGUUUUCCUGGCGGAUCAGGACCAUGACACGAUCACAAGAAGGGCUAAGAAGCUUUACGACACUUAUAAAGAACAUGUUGAUUCAGGGUUUAUGCAGAUAGUGCACCCGGACCAUCAGUACUAUCCGGACUUUAGUAAACUCGACAGAAACUUCAAUGAUUCUGAAACACGUGUUGCCUGGAGAAGCAAACAGAAUAUUGACUACGCGUACAUGUUCCUGUACAGUAAAAAUUUGUCACAGUACUAUAUGCAGCUAGAAGAUGACGUACUGACAGCAAAAUCGUAUUUAACUCAAGUAAAACGGUUCAUUAAGACUAGACCACCGAAGAUAAAAUGGUUCUGCAUUCAGUUCUCUCACUUGGGAUUCAUUGGUAAAUUGUUUCAAGCAGGGGACUUACAGUCCAUUGGGGAAUUUCUUCUCAUGUUCUAUUCUGAGCAGCCCGGUGAUUUGUUGAUAAAUUAUAUGAAAAAAAUUAAAACACAGUUUAAGGACAUUUUAAUGAAGCCGUCUUUGUUUCAACAUCGUGGCGUCAUCUCAUCGUUGAAGGACAAGAAACAAUUUUUAGUGGAUAAAAGCUUUCGAGACAGGACAGGUACAGACAGGAAAAAAUUCUAUCAGAAGAAUCCGCCAGCAGAUAUCUUCACCUCUAUAGAAGUAUAUGAUAACCUCAAACCUGAGUAUGCUUACGAUCUGAGUAACAAGUUUUUCUGGGGACUGAGUCCAAAUUUAGGUGACUAUUACAGGAUAUCCUUUCAUAAACCUGUAAAUAUCAGUCGUAUUUAUGUCGAUUCUGGGUAUCCAAAAAAUCCUAAAGAUAUUUUAUUAAACGCAGCUUUAAAAAUAUCUAAAGUGAGUAAUUCCAGUCAUACUGCUCAUGAAGCUUGUGAGAACAGGGAGAUGUUCGGGACUUUUAAUCGCACGGGAGACUUUGAUUCUAAAGCGCAAAAUAUGAGCAUGCCUCUAUAUAACGUGGGAUGUAUAUCCAUCGAGCUGACCAAAGCUCAGAAGGAAUGGUUGAUCAUCAGAGAAAUUGCAAUUUUCACAGUGACGUAA